AUUGCAAGGAAGCCAAAGGUCUUUAGUUGUAACUAGAAAAACCAAAAUGAAAGUCGCCGCCGCUUUGUUCGUAGUGCUUGCGUUAGCGCUGGCCGCUGAAGCGAAUCCAGUGUGGCCUUGGGCGGCGUCACCUUGGGCGGCGUCACCUUGGGCUGCCGCACCAUGGCCAGCGGCUUGGCCUUGGGGAUGGCCCGCAGAAGCACCCGCUCCUGCUCCGGUACUUGCCAUUGAUGCUCCCGCCGUUCCUGCCCCUGCAGCCACAUCUGUCACUGCCAAUCGUGGAGCGGUCCAUGUCGCGCCGCUACCCGGUCAUGCCAUCAAUCAGCAGCAGUUAAAUCUUGCUGCCGCUCCUGGAACUGCCUAGAACUGUUGAACAAUCACUUUCCGAUACACUCUAUUGAUGCUAUUUCUUUUGAAAAACUAUCGACGCGAAUGGAUCUAUGAAUAAAAGGACUUUAUU
Messenger RNA from Sabethes cyaneus, 460 nucleotides. RefSeq names its product adult cuticle protein 1-like. NCBI's taxonomy places the organism in Eukaryota, Metazoa, Arthropoda, Insecta, Diptera, Culicidae. The transcript is spliced from 2 exons. Bases 47 to 364 code for a protein of 105 amino acids. The record is from RefSeq and is a predicted model, not a curated record.